Molecule: messenger RNA, 812 nt
Organism: Racocetra persica
Lineage: Eukaryota; Fungi; Glomeromycota; Glomeromycetes; Diversisporales; Gigasporaceae
Source: the annotation of a GenBank genome assembly
AUGCAAUCUACCUCACGUGUUGAAUCAAUUAACGCUAUUAUUCAUAAAGCAGUUGCUUCUAGCUCUAGUAUGUCAGACAUAGUUGAAGCUUUAGAGCUUCAUAUGCAAAGGGAAGAAUUAAAUAAAAGUUUUAUGGAAUGGAAGCACAAAUCAAUAAGUAAUCAUCAAUCAUUUAUCAUUGAGUGGCUUUUUAGUAAUAUUAAUAAUGUAAUUCGAAAGUACUUCACAUCACGAAUUGCUGAAGAAAUUAACAAACAAAUGUGUGAAUCAGUACUAUACAAAUGUGAAAAGUUGGAUAUUGAUCAUGCUCUUGAAGAUCAAUUAUAUUCGGAUGAAAAUGAACUAAUUAAUAGUGAUAAUAACACACAAAAACUUAUUUCCAGGCAUUAUUAUAACAUUCAAGAAGUUCAGGUCCAAAACCGUCUACAAAAAAAAAUAGAUUAUAGUCGUUUAAUAGAUCAUUUUAAGAAAGCAUUAAGCUACUCAUUGGAAAAUGAUGAUCAAAAUGCUUUGGAUGAACUUAUCUUAGACUACAUUGCUAAAAAAGAAGAAAUUCGAAAUGUUCAAACUCAACUAGUGUCUGUUGAAGAAAGUCAAGCUUAUGAUGAUAUUAAAGAUCCAGUAGUGCGCAGGGGUAAAGGUAGACGUCCAAAUAAAUGGUUGAAAGCUUUUAAUGAAGAAACAAAUAAGAUUAGUAGUAAUAAAAAACAACAGGAUACUGCUGAUAGUGAUGGUGAAACUAGACGUAGAUGUAGAUUAUGUCAUAAAUCAGGACAUUAUACUCCUAAAUGCCCUAAUAAGGAAAAUGCAAU